This is a messenger RNA of Strongylocentrotus purpuratus (purple sea urchin), 5834 nucleotides long. Its product is annotated as stress-activated protein kinase JNK. Lineage: Eukaryota; Metazoa; Echinodermata; Echinoidea; Camarodonta; Strongylocentrotidae. Gene Ontology annotation, biological process: JNK cascade; protein phosphorylation. The transcript is spliced from 14 exons. The record is from RefSeq and is a predicted model, not a curated record. Gene Ontology annotation, molecular function: JUN kinase activity; ATP binding. Bases 283 to 1761 code for a protein of 492 amino acids. Gene Ontology annotation, cellular component: cytoplasm; nucleus.
CAAUGACGUCAAUUGCCCAUUUAGAACAACAUAAUUUUAUGGAUACGAUCUUUCGAUAAUCACAAAAAGGCCAGCCAAAAUACUGAGAUUUCCCCGGAGAAGAGUGUCCAAGCCAUAACCAACGAUGCUACAGUGGUGAGCAGGAUAUAUAUAGCUUGUGUUUGAGAGAGGACGAGCCAAUUUCCAGCUGAUCUGUAGACCUACGCAAAUUUGCAGCCAUUUGAGCUGCUCUUCACGACUUAAACUCAUUCUCAUUGUGUGCAGCCAAUACGCUCCAGGCAGAUGGCAGGCACCAAGCUCAACCACCAUCAGCCUAACCAUCAUCAGUUCAACUAUCAUCAACUCAACUCACAGUUCUACCAUGUCACUGUUGGAGAUACACAUUUCCAGAUCCUCAAGAGAUACAAGAACCUCAAGAGUGUUGGCAGCGGCGCCCAAGGUCUAGUCGUAGCUGCAUAUGAUGUCCUCACAAACCAGAGUGUUGCUAUCAAGAAGCUAAGUCGACCGUUCCAGAAUGUGACGCAUGCCAAGCGAGCGUACAGAGAGUAUAUCCUCAUGAAAUUGUGCAAUCAUAAAAAUAUUAUUGGUCUCCUGAAUGUGUUCACGCCGCAGCGGACGUUUGAUGACUUUGCAGAUAUUUACCUAGUGAUGGAACUAAUGGACGCUAGUCUGGUCCAAGUCGUUCAGAUGGACCUGGACCAUGAGAGGAUCUCCUACCUUCUCUAUCAGAUGCUAUGUGGCAUCAAACACUUACACAGUGCAGGGAUUAUCCACAGAGACUUGAAACCCAGCAAUAUCGUAGUAAAGACAGACUGUUCGCUGAAGAUCCUGGACUUUGGUCUCGCCAGGACAGCUAGUACUAGCUUCAUGAUGACCCCUUACGUCGUUACCAGGUACUACAGAGCACCAGAGGUCAUCCUAGGCAUGGGCUACAAGGAGAACGUUGAUAUCUGGUCCAUAGGCUGUAUAUUUGGUGAGAUGAUCAGAGGACAAGUGAUGUUCCCCGGCUCAGAUCACAUUGACCAAUGGAACAAGAUCGCUGACCUCCUAGGGACCCCAACGGACAUUUUCCUGAGCAGACUCCAACCCAUGGUCAAGCAGUACGUUGAGAACAGGACAAAGUGUCCGGGCUAUUCCUUUGAGAUGUUGUUCCCUGAUGAACUCUUCUACCAAGCUGAGAGCAGUACGGAGAAGACCAAACUGUGUGUUGCACAAGCCAGAAAUCUGCUCUCAAAAAUGCUCAUCGUGGACCCCGAACAGAGGAUAUCAGUUGAUGAAGCUCUUCAGCACCCCUACAUCAACGUAUGGUUUGACCCAGGAGAAGUGUAUGGACCUCCUCCAAUUCCUUAUGACCAUUCAAUAGACGACGGCGGUGAUCAUAUAUUAGAAGAAUGGAAAGACGGGACUUCACACCCUAUAGAAGAGGAGAAAGACGAGAGGGAGCACACAUUGGAACAGUGGAAAGAGCUGAUGUUCAAAGAGGUGAUGAAUGCGAUGUACCAGUCCAACUCUAUAAUCCUGGAUCCUGUGAAUGAUCUGAUGUCAAAAGAGAAUGGGCAUGAGGAGCAGCACCAUCUAGACCAUAGACAAGGACAACAACAACAACAACAAGGACAAGGCAGGAAUUCAAGUAGUAGAAGCUACCUCAAAGGUCACACCCACUGCGACCAGGGGGAGGAGCUUCAAGGAGCCACCUCAGGGGCAGGCCCCGCCCCCAUGGCAGCCGCAGCAGCAACAGCAGGAGCCGUCUCGAAGAGGUAGCCAGGAAUGACCUUUCACCUUUGACCUAGGACCGAAGCCAUUGCCACAACCCCUCCAUGUAACUCUCAAAAACUCUCUGUUGUUACGCUCCGUUGUUACGCUAUCUGUCACUCCGCGAGAGCACCAGAUGUUUAAACAUGGAUUGUCGUUCAUUUUAUUUUGAUUCUCUUAAUAUUCCUGCCUUUUCCUCACAGGUAGUGUAAUGCGUGGAUGAAUAUUGCACUAUUCUGAUGCUAGCCAGCGAUGGAAUUAUAAAAUGUGCUCUAUGCUUAGUGCAUAACAGUGCUAUACACCUGAGUAUCUUCUGGUUCAAAGCUGGCUUAACUAUGUAGCUCAAGCCAUAUUAUAAAUAAUAAUGAAAUAAAAUGCUUAUUAAGCUCACUUUGCAUGGGUAGAAAGAUGCUUGAGUUUCUUACCACGGGAGUGGGAGACUCGUCAACUCUUAAGUUUUGGCCUCUGUAAGUUUGGAUAAAUUUUAAUCACACAAAGUCACAUGUUCAAAACCUAGACUUCAUUGUAUUUGUUAGAUGGCUAGAGAUGUAAAACGGUUCCUCAGACAUUGAUGCACAUGAUAUAUACACCUCUCUGAAACGCCAAUUUAUCAUCAAAACCUACUGAAAUAAACUGAAUGGGAAAAAGAUAUGCUGAGAAGCAGAAGAGUGUUGAUUCAUAUUCCUUAGCAUUGGGUUAUACUUAUUGCCCUUUGGUUUUCAGCGGACAAAAAGACAUUACAAAGAAGACAAAACUCCUUGGGAAACUUAAAAAUUACUUUUCGACCAAGGUGUAUCCAUUCCUAAAAUCUUCUGAAGAGCUUAUAACUUCAUCAAGUAUUUUUCUUAUGAAAUGAACUUUUUUUAAUAAGAUUUAGGAUUAGGAGUGAAAGCUUUUUCACAGGUUCACAUUAAUGUCUCCAUGUGUCGAGAUGGUUAAAAACCAUCCUUUAUUUCGCCUCCCCCUGUAACGUCCCCUUUUUAGUAUGACCUGCUAGCAGCAAUGGCUCAGUGGUAGAGCAAUGUGUCUUGUCAUCAGAAGGUCCCAGGUUCGAUGUGGUAGUGCCCUUUGGUAAGGCACUAAUCCUCAUCACCAAAUCCUUUGUAAAGGUUUGUAAAGCCAUAAGCUCCUUUCGUCGCUUACCUACAAGCAUAAACUUGCUUUCUGAGCAGUCAGGUUAAAUGAAUCGGUAAGCACAGUGAUUAAUUUAGUAAACGUGAGCUGUUCUUUUUUUGUAAUAGCGCUGGCUAAUAUCUCGCAUUGCAACAUGUAUUUGACUGUAUUUAAUGAAUGAAUAAGUUGACUGAAAUUCUUUUCUUAGCACUGAAAGCAAACUUUCUGAGGUGCCUUUUUUACAUUAACAUGAGGGGUUCGUGGAAGAAGGUCGUAGGCAAAGACUGUCAUUGUAAGGUCCAACAGCAUGGUCUCCGUUAAAUCCGUAACACCUUUCUGUUUUUCUUAUUUUCAUUGCUACAGAGUCGUUUGGAAUCCUUGCUACUUUUGCAAAAGUAGCAUCUAUGUUUACAAUAUCAUGUACUAAUGAAAAAGGAAGAAGAAAUAGGAGAUAUAUAUAUCUCUCAAUUGAUAUAAGAAUUGCUGUUCUAAAGUUGUAUGUAUACAAGAGAAGUAAUAACUAUUAUUAUGCUAUAAGAGUAAAAACUAGAAAGCUUUGUAAAUAUUGUUGAUAGAGAAAAGAAAGGGGAAAGCUAAGUGUGCGUAAAGUCUUCGAUAGUGAAUAAAAAAAUGCUAAACUGCCGGGUGGAAAAUUGCCAAGGGGCUUGAUGUUGCAAAGUGUGUAAAUGUGACAAGUUUUGUCUGUUUUUUAUUUUUAUUUUUAAGUUAUGCAUUGAUGUUGUCAUGGAGAGCGAAAAAAAGAAAUUAUAGAAAUCAUGAUGUACUUGUUUAAAAUGCGUCGGGUUGCACCCGUUAUAUGGUGUUUAUCUUUGAUCAUAGGUAAGUUACUCUGGCGUGAAUCGAAAAAAUAUAUGGAAUUUGAAUUUCAAUUUUUAUAAGUCAAUACAAAUUGGGAUAAUCAUAGUUUGAUACAUUGUUCAAUUUUUUGGAGACUAUGUUCCCCAGGGUUUUUUUCAUCCAUUAAAAUUGGAGGAAAAAAAACACUUUUAAGAUGCACAAAAGGAACUUGAAUCAUUCAACAACUAUUGAAAACUCUCCCAUCAUCAUCAUCAUCAUGAUUAUCGUUCAGACAAUAAUCAUGAGAAUGGUUCUGCUACAGCAGGCUUGUAGUAUUAAAGUAGCGCCAAGCAUUUUGAACUCUCCAUUAUCGCUUGUGACAAGGGUAUGCAUUCACACUGUGUGAGCGAAUGCAUUCACACCGUGUAAUUAACAAGCAGGGGGGGAAUAUGUUUGUACUACGAUUUUUUGUCUAGGUUGUAUAUAUAUCUGUUUUAUGUGAAUGUCUACUCUUUGUCCUGUGUGAAGUCAUGAGGCCUGUUCCCACUUCUCCUUGACGCUGUGCUGCCAAGCAUGAAUGUAAACAGCCCCAUGCCAAUAGCAUUCCAUAAAGUCACCACAGCGACACAGCCAUUUAUAAAACCGCCAAUGUCACGUUAGUUUAGCCAUGUGUGAAUGACCAUCCAUUCCUCAAGGUAGGAUUGUUGUUGUGGUUAUCUAUAUCAAUAUUUCCGAGAAAGAAUGUUUUAGUACCAGCCAAUAACAUCACUCCAAGGUUUGUUUGUUUUUUAAAAUUGAAAAGUGAAGUAAAAUGAUGGUUCUGAUAGUACACAUGGCUUUUAGGUCAAGUUCAUAUUCCAAGCCAUUAGGAACUUUGUACAGGGGACACAUUUUCCCUCCAGUUGGAGUCAUGUUUGAUGAUAUCCACAGUGCUCCUUUUAAAGCUUAUUUCUACUAAAGGGUUUAAAUUGAGAUUUUUCCAACAAAUGAAAAUCAACAUCACUCUGCUAGUAAUCCCUCACUCUUAAUUGUUCAUGAUUUAAGGUUGUCUUUUUUUCCCUCAGACUUCACCAAUGCUCUUCUUUAUGCCAGUCAGUGCUUGGAUUCUGAGAGUAACCUUGUACAUGAAAUCUUGCUUGGCAGCUCAGCGUCAAAGAAAAAUGGGAAAAAACUCUAUGAUUAUACCCUUGAGUUUAGCUAUUGAAAUUCAUAUCAUACAAUGUUUUCUUGUGGAAACUGGAAAGAAAAAAAUAUCUAUGAAUAUUCUGUACAAAAUUAUCUCCAUUGUGAAUAGGUUUUGUGUAUGUAUAAACAGAUUUUUUGCCUCUUGUAUGGGCAAGAUUUUUGCGUUGAGGUUUGAAAAGGAUGAAAAAUUACAAAAAUAAAGAGGUGUGUUGCUUCAUAUCAACGUAUUCUUUAUCAUUUCUAUAGAGUGUUAAGAUUGUAGGAAUCCCAGUACAUAAGAAAUACAGAAAAGAAAAAUGAAAGUAUGAUUAUAAUUAUUAUUAUUAUGAUAGUGGUAAAAUUGUGAAUAUUUGAACCUACAAAAAAAAUCGAAUGUUUUGUGAAUGUGAAAAAUUGAAAUGCAGAGAGGUUAUGCAUUAUUUUAAUGAAAACCUAAAUUUAUUUUUAUUUCUUGUUUUGAAAUUUGAAAAUAGAUGCCUUUUUCUUGUUUGCGUUUGGAGGUGAAGCAAGAAUAGAAGGCCUUUUUGGUAUCAAAAUACAGUCAUAAUAAAUCAACUUUAUCCAGGUUUAUAAAGAAAAUUCCAGGGAAAUUUAAGUAAUCCAUGAUAUAUGGGUGCAUGCUGGUUUAUUUUUCACCCGUCACAGACACAUGUAAUUCAGUCUCAUUCUUGCUUCAUCUCUGAACAUUUGUAUCAAAUGUACUUAAUUUGAUAUCUUUCUUACUCUCUCUAUAUCUAACUUUCUCAUUCUUUAAUUUUCUCUUUCUACCAUCUUCUUUGACUUUAUAACAUUCUUUAUUGCUCAAUAUACGUUUCCUCUAAAUUUUGUCUUUAUUUUCCAAGGUUUUAUUUUCCUUGUAAAAGUAAGUCUUUAAUCAUGUAAAAAGAAACAAGAUUUUUUUCUCCAUAAUUUAUUGGUCAUAUGUGAAAUACUGUUUACGUGGUGUCCCUCAUAAUGUUCAAAUAAAAUUCAGUUACAAGAAAAAA